Messenger RNA from Cynara cardunculus var. scolymus (artichoke), 1908 nucleotides. RefSeq lists its product as uncharacterized. The transcript has a single exon. Gene Ontology annotation, molecular function: protein binding. The record is from RefSeq and is a predicted model, not a curated record. Gene Ontology annotation, biological process: cell surface receptor signaling pathway. Bases 1 to 1908 code for a protein of 635 amino acids. Lineage: Eukaryota; Viridiplantae; Streptophyta; Magnoliopsida; Asterales; Asteraceae.
AUGGCGGACAUCGUGAAACAGAUCUUGGCAAGACCGAUACAAUUGGCGGACCAAAUUAUAAAAGAAGCAGAAUUAGCUUGCGCAUUCAAGCAGGAUUGCGCCGAUAUCAAGAACAAGACAGAGAAGCUUGUCGCCCUACUCCGGCAGGCGGCGCGUGCAAGCAAUGACCUUUAUGAACGACCCACACGCCGGAUCAUUGAUGACACCGAACAGGUUUUGGACAAGACGCUGCAACUAGUAUUCAAGUGCCAAGCUAGCGGAAUCCGGCGGGUGUUCACCAUCAUCCCCACCGCGGCCCUCCGGAAAUCCUCGCAGCAGAUCGAGAAUUCGGUCGGAGACGUGUCUUGGCUCCUCCGUGUCUCCACCCCGGCCGAUGAACGCGACGAUGAGUACGUUGGAUUGCCGCCUAUUGCCGCCAACGAGCCGAUCCUGUGCUUGAUCUGGGAGCAAGUUGCGAUCCUUUGUUGCGGCACGCUCGAGGAUCGGGCGGAUGCCGCAGCGUCGCUCGUCUCGUUGGCGCGCGACAACGAUCGAUACGGUAAAUUGAUCAUCGAAGAAGGUGGUGUGCCGCCGCUUUUGAAACUUGCGAAAGAGGGGAGGAUGGAAGGGCAAGAGAGCGCGAUGAGAGCAAUAGGUUUGCUUGGUCGCGAUCCCGAGAGCGUCGAGCAAAUCGUCAAUGCUGGCGCUUGUUCGGUGUUUGCGAAAGUACUGAAAGAAGGGCAUAUGAAGGUACAGAUCGUUGUCGCGUGGGCCAUUUCCGAGUUAGCCGCAAACCAUCCGAAAUGUCAAGAGCAUUUCUUGCAAAACAACACUAUUCGUUUGCUCGUGAGUCAUUUAGCGUUUGAGACAAUUGAAGAACAUAGCAAGUAUGCGAUCGUUGGCAAAAAUAAAAUGGGGUCGAUUCAUGCGGUCGUCAUCGCGAAUUCAGAACCAAAUGGUAAGAGAGGACAAGACGACGAUGAUCGGUGCCACGUCACACGUCCCAACGGUCCAGAUUCAGAUUCAGGCGAUAUGCAAAAUGUCAUGAAAUGCACAUUCGCAAUGAAGCCCACGAAGACGAAUAGUACGAAAUCAAACCAACAACAACGACGACAAGGAAGUCGGAGACGCGUUGCGUUGCCUGGGGCAAGCAUCAAAGGGAGAGAAUUUGAAGAUCCAGCUACGAAGAUUGAAAUGAAGGCGAUGGCUGCUCGAGCCUUACGACACCUUUGUGCCGGAAAUUUCUCCAUCUGCAAAACCAUAACGGAAUCACGCGCACUCCUAUGUUUCGCGGUACUCUUGGAAAAGGGUCAAGAUGAAGUACAAUACAAUUCAGCAAUGGCACUUGCGGAAAUCACUGCAGUGGCCGAACGUCAUGCAGAGCUGCGACGUUCGGCCUUCAAACCAACGUCCCCAACCGCUCGUGAGGUUGUGGACAAGUUGCUUAAAAUCGUAAUCAAAGGAGACUCCGAAUCUGACCUACUUAUCCCAAGCAUCCAAUCAAUUGGUAACUUAGCUCGAACAUUUCGAGCAACUGAAACAAGAAUCAUCGGUCCCUUGGUGAAACUCCUCGACGAGAGGGAGACGGAGGUGUCAGCAGAGGCGGCCAUUGCAUUGAUCAAGUUUGCGUGCACCGAUAAUUACUUGCACGUUAACCAUUGCAAGGCGAUUUUAGAGGCCGGAGCGCCUAAACACUUGAUUCAACUGACUUAUUUUGGAGAACAAAUGACUCAACUACCGGGAUUAAUCCUCCUGUGCUAUAUCGCGCUACACGUGCCCGAUAGCGAGACAUUAGCGCAAGAAGAUGUGCUAAUCGUCCUUCAGUGGGCCUUGAAACAGGGUCAUUUGAUGCAGGAUUCUUCAUUGGAAACGCUUGUUUUGGAAGCCAAACAGAGGUUGGAGAUCUAUCAAUCUCGAGCAUCUUAUUGA